Molecule: messenger RNA, 1673 nt
Organism: Achroia grisella
Lineage: Eukaryota; Metazoa; Arthropoda; Insecta; Lepidoptera; Pyralidae
Product: methyl-CpG-binding domain protein 4-like
Exons: 3
Coding region: 204-917 (237 amino acids)
Biological process (GO): DNA repair
Cellular component (GO): nucleus
Molecular function (GO): DNA binding; catalytic activity
Source: RefSeq, a predicted model, not a curated record
GGAAUCGAAUGAUCGGCCGCGGAUAUAGAUAUUGGAAGAAAAGCGGACUAUGAUAUGUCGUGAUAGUAACGGAAAAUAUCGAACCGGAAAAUACAUCGUUAACAAUGGUCUAUUGUGGGCACGUACUAGCCAUGUGUUCAGGUACACAUACAUUGAGGACUUAAAUUCCGAGGAAACACGCUGUGCAAAGUCAAGGAACAAAAAUGGAAGAACACGAAGAUUGUACUAGCAAAUAUUUUCAAAAUCAAGACUUAUCGUCAAAAAGUCCCAGUAAAGUUUUGCUGUCACCAUCAAAGAGUUUUGAGUCUUCACCAAAUAUAAGUCAGAGUACCGAUUCAGACGCGGAUUUUUUAAGCCUCUCGCAACUGGACAUAGAGGAACAAGAGCCAUUAGAAAUUAACCCGUUUUUUAAUAUUACACCUAGGCAUAUGCCCUUAUCACCUCAUUACGUGUUCGAGGAAGAGUUUUCGUCGAACCCCUGGGCGAUGCUAGUGGCAACGAUCUUCUUAACCAAAACAUCAGGUAAAACUGCAAGACCUUACAUGAAAUCUUUUUUCGAGGAUUAUCCAACGCCUUACCACGUAUUAAAUGACAAUCCCGCUUCUUUAGAGAGAUUUUUCGAGAAUUUAGGACUAAAGAAAAGAAGUCGAAUGAUAUGGAAGUUAAGCUUUCAAUUUGUGUCUUCAAAAUGGCGUCGUGCUAGUGAUCUGUGUGGUGUUGGAAAGUAUGGAGAAGAUGCAUAUAGGAUAUUUUGCUUGGGUCACACAGAUUUGGACCCUGAUGAUAGAUAUUUAAAGUUGUAUUUAAAUUGGUUAAGAGGCUGUACAGAAUUUCCGGAACUACACAGUGUAUUAGACAGCGAUUUCGUGAUUGAAGAUCCAGUAUCGAAAUAUUACAGGUUGACAUUGAGAGAUUGAUAGUAUACUAGCUGUCCGGGCAAACGUUGUUUUGCCUUAAAAUAAAAAAAAAAUUAGGGGUGGACUACCCCAAAAAUUUGGGGGGAUGAAAAAUAGAUGUUGGCCGAUUCCCAGACCUACUCAAUACGCUAACAAAAUUUCAUGAGAAUCGGUCAAGCCGUUUCGGAGGAGUAUGGGAACGAAAACUGUGACACGAGAUUUUAUAUAUAAGAUAUAAUUCAGGAAAUUGUUACUAAUGGGGACUAGAGGCGGUUUGCCUGCACUAGUACCCCGAUUGCGUAUAUAUACCGCACGCAUGUAAAAUUACAUUAUCUAUAAAGACCUUAUAAUACAAAACAAUGUAAUUAAAUUCAUUAUAACAAUGACAACCCUAGACAGUUCACGCAGCAUCUUCUAGUUCCAAGAUAAGCAUGGUUUGCAUUCUGGGUACAAAACAACUGAUAGAAUUAAAUUAAAUGUAUAUUUUUUGUAAAUAUGUACAUACUGUAUAUAAAACACCCAGAUAGUUUCAAACAGUCAUACUCAUGAUAAUCAGAUCAUUUUAAAUGUGUACAGUGCCCAAGACAAUCGAAAGUAAGUAGUGUGCUAACCGCUAGAGCAACGUUGAUGAAAAUAUUAUAUUUGAAAAAAAUAUAUUUAAUGUCCUAGGAACGUCCUAUAACUAACUCAUGGAAGGACAUCUGAACAAGAAUUAAAUUACUGCUUUUAGCUAUCUAUGUAUACGUCUUCCUAACUUCGUGCUGCAACUGUUUCAAA